CAAAGUGGAGAGAAACCUCAUUAAACUGUUCAAGCAUAUGACUGCCGAUGAUUUGAAGAUCCAUCGCAGUGAUGACGAUGCCAAAUAAGGGAUUUUCCAGGGAUGAAGCUGGGCUUCUUAGAACAUCGCAAAAGAAGUUUGUUUACGGUUGUGAGGAAAUCAUCCCGUUUAUCCUUCUAGGCCUUCAGUCUUAUCACGAACAUGUACAUCCGUGAUCUGACCCAUUUUCGGUUUGGACUAAACAUGAUUGCAACACACUGCACCUGCAUGUAUGAACAUCCGGGUCCCGAGCUACAGCUCGGCGAUAGGACAGUCACCUCUGGCUUCCCAGCCAGUCAAUUCGCGGGGUGGACGGAGCUGCAUGUAGACACACAGCUAGUGCUCGUCCUCAGAACGGUCAGGAUGCCUCCGAUGACAUGUUGGUUACUUGCCUUCAUCUUGUCUGCCACCGUUACAAACAUCAACGGCCAGUGCGGCAACGACACAACAAAUUCUUCAUACUUAGCGCCUGGAGCAAGGAACGUCUUCUUCUCGCCGGACUACCCGGACCCGUACCCGAGUGAUGUUUAUUGUCGCUGGCUCCUUGAGACCAACGAGGGCUACAGACUCCGCCUGAGGUCGACACAGUUCCAGUUGAGAACUUCUAACAGUUCGUGUGUGGACAUCUUCAGGGUCUAUGAUGGUGACAGCGUCCUGUCUCCUCUCCUGUACUCCUCAUGUAAUGAAAGCUUUCAACCAAUCAACAGCAGCAGCAGGUACCUCCUGGUCACUUUCACUUCAGGUAUCUCCCAGACAGAGUCAGAAGGAGGCUUUCUUGUCAUCUACGAGUCCUUUAAGUACAUCGUGACAACAACUACAUCAACUACAACUGUUCUGCCUACUAGAGAAGCGGUCCAGUGUGGAGCUAACAAUCUGACGGCGGAAGCGGGUGUCUACGGGUACAUCACAUCCCCGGGUUUUCCGAAUGCCUACCCGAACGACGCCACGUGCACGUGGUCUAUCAUGGCCGACAACUCUUCCCUCCGCGCCGUGCGCCUGGACAUCGUGAGGAUCGACCUGGAGUUCUCGCCCAACUGCAGCCUCGACAGCAUCACCAUCUACGAUGUGUUCUCUACACGGCGAGAGGAGGUCAGGAGGUUCUGCUCCUACCUGGAGGAGCCUGUCGUCAGCAGAGGACUAUAUCUUCUGGUGAUGUUUACCUCCGACUCUGCCUUCAGUGGCCGGGGCUUCCAGCUGAGGUACACCUCUGUGGCAAGACCUACAUCGACAUCCACAACAUCUAGUACCCGGUCUACAAGUACCCUUCCCACGACAACACGACCGUCAGCGAUCAGUGUAACUUCGCCAUCAAACGACUCAGAAUGCUCGUCCACACCUGUGUCCCUGAGUGUUUCCAGUGGAGAAGUAGGAUACCUGCAGUCUCCUGAUUACCCCUAUAGUUCUUUGAACGAGUCUGAAUGUAACUGGCAAAUUUCUACGGACAGCAACUCUGUCAUAAAAGUGACAGUUCAGGGUCUCAACCUUGAUUUAUGUUCACCAUGCGGCGACUGCGACUUUCUCCUGAUAUUUGACGGACGGUCGGUCUCGAACAGAAGUUUGGGCAGAGUGUGUAACACAUACUUUCAGACAGUGUUCUACAGUACUGGACCUUACCUGUACCUCGUGAUGCGCACAAAACUCUUCUCCAGAGGAUUCAGUCUGCGAUACGAGGCUGUGGAUGUGAGGAGGUCUCCGACACCUGUUACUACUCUUUCCACGACAACACAACAACAAUCUUCCAGUGGAACUAUGCCGUCCUCUAACGGCACAGUUUGCUCGUCCUCACCUGUUCCCCUGUAUGUUGAUAUCGGACAAGUACGAUACCUGCAGUCUCCUAACUACCCACAAAAUUAUUUCAACAAUGCCGACUGUCUAUGGCGAAUUUACACAGACAACUACCUUGUCGUAAAAGUGACCGUUGAGGAAGCCCACCUCGAGCAGUGUUCAUUGUGCGGCAACUGCGACUCUCUCGAAAUAUUCGAUGGGUCAUUGACUUUGGCCACCAAGCUGGGCACAGUGUGUGGCACCAGUCUUCAGACAGUCUUCUACAGCUCAGGACCUCAGUUGUACCUCAGGCUCCGCACCGACUCGUCCGUCGUCUCCACGGGAUUCAGACUCCGAUACGAGGCUGUGGAUGAGAGGAGGUCUAUGACACCUGCUGGUACUGUUUCAACAAGUACUAUCUCAACAAGUUCUCUUUCCAAGACAACACAACAACUUUUCGGUGGAACUACGCCGUCGUCGAACGGCACAGUUUGCUCGUCCUCACCUGUUCCUCUGUAUGUUUAUUACGGACAAGUACGAUACCUGCAGUCUCCUAACUACCCACAAAAUUAUUUCAACGAUGCCGACUGUCAAUGGCGAAUAUACACAGACAACAUCUUUUACAUUAAAGUGACCGUUGAGGCCGCCAACUUCGAGCAGUGCUCAGCGUGCGGCAACUGCGACUAUCUCGAAAUAUUCGAUGGAUCAUCGACUUUGGCCACAAAGCUGGGCACAGUGUGUGACACCAGUCUUCAGACAGUCUUCUACAGCUCAGGACCUCAGUUGUACCUCAGGCUCCGCACCGACACGUCCGUCGUCUUCACGGGAUUCAGACUGCGGUACGAGGUGGUGACUACCACCCCCUCGCCCUCACCUUUGUGCAGCUCAACAUUUUCUUCUUUGACCUCCUCCUAUGGCAGACAAAAGCUGCUCCGGUUUGAAAGCUAUGCAAACCAGAGAAGCAGUCAGACCUGCAGCUGGGUCAUACGGAGCGAUGACGCGAGUCACGUGGUUCGCUUCAGCUUCGACUACUUCAACAUGCAGGACUGCAGCAAUGGCAACUGUGACUGCGGCUACCUCGACAUCUUCGAUGGUAUGUCGGAGUCAUCUCCCCAGCUGCUCAGGUUGUGUGGCACUAAGGUCAUGCCCCUUGGUUCUGUCAGUACCGGCAACUCUCUCUACCUCACCUUCAACAGCAGAGGAACAUGGAAACCUAAGACAUUCGCACUCCAAUACGAGAGUGUAGCCAGGGUGGUCCAGUCACAACCAUUGUUUCCAGGAGUAGCUCCACCGACUUCAAAUGCAUGCAGCACCCACCCUGUGAGACUAAAAGCUAAGGACAUCUCUGACAGACUGGUUCUUUCUUCAAGUUCUCUCCCCCAGUCUUCUUCUAUCAACUCUUACUGUGACUGGCUGAUCACCUCUGACCCCGGCUACGUCAUCCAGCUUAUAACCUUUACUGCGAGCUCGGAGUACUGUACGAACUUGCGAUUGUCAACGACUUGAUGUAUUUGAUGGUCCAACAAAUUCCAGCAUGAAACUGGUGGUGAUAUGUAGCCGCAUCACGCAGCCAGUGACCAGCACUGGGCAACUGAUGUACAUCCGCUUCUCUGCGGCUAGAAACUCUGGCUUUUCAUUAUUGUACCAUCAG
Messenger RNA from Pomacea canaliculata, 3454 nucleotides. Its product is annotated as cubilin-like. Lineage: Eukaryota; Metazoa; Mollusca; Gastropoda; Architaenioglossa; Ampullariidae. Bases 202 to 3309 code for a protein of 1035 amino acids. The transcript has 27 exons. The record is from RefSeq and is a predicted model, not a curated record.